AACUGAAACAAAUAUAAAGAGCCAGGACCCAUGAGGCAAAUAGGGAAAAGUCCAUGGAGGGCUUUAAAACAAAAAGUAGAUCCUGAAAUGAACAAAGAGCAUGUGAAGAUGUUUGAGAAUAACACAGUCUGUUCCGUAUGUGAGCAAGUGGGACCCUCCCUGGCAUUCUGGAGUUUGAAGAGCUCAGAUCUGGAGAGAUCAUAGAGAAGGGAAUGGCAUACAGUUGAGGCAAGAGGAGAUAAUGAUAAAAUAGCCCUCAUUACACAUCUACAGGCAUUGCAGUAGGAUGAAAGUGAACUUUUACUAAUGGACCAAGGACUCUAUUGAAAAUUUUGGAAUCUGACAGUUGUAAAGAUUCUGAAAUCACAGGAUGCCGCUGACUGGAACCAUGUUAAACAAACCAGUGCUUUUGGAAUCCCUGAUUGUGUUCAUCAUUGUGUUGUGUGUGCACACAGUAGUUUGGGACCGGUAUUCCUGGUGUGUUGUUGCUCUUGCUAUUCAGGCUUUUUAUGUCCAAUUUAAAUGGGACCGUCUACUCCGACUAGGUGGGGCUGUAUUCCAGUUUCGGACGACAGCUAACAGUGGCCUACUACCAGCUAGUAUGGUCAUCCCACUCCUGGGGAUUGUGAUGAAGGAGAGAUGCAAGGCUGCUGGCACUGUGUACUUUGAACGUUUUGGCAUAGUUGUGGCCUCCACAGGCAUGGUGCUAGCCCUCUUCCUAUCUGUAAUAGCAGUUGGCAUCACAAGGCCUGUUCCAACUAACACCUGCAUACUUUCAGGCAUUGCUGGCAGUAUAAUCCUCUAUACCAUGAAGUAUUCUUUAACUGUUUCUGAAGUGAUAGAGGUUCUGGAAGUGCUGCUUAUUUUUGUCUACCUCAGUAUGAUCUUGCUUUAUCUGUUGCCUCGAUGUUUUACUCCUGGGGAAGCAUUACUUGUCCUUGGGGGUGUAAGUUUCAUCCUCAAACAGCUCAUUAAACUCUCACUGAACGUGAUAGAGGGCAGAGGGGAUCCUGUACACUUCGUCCUUCUAGUGGCAGUGGCUGGGGUGGUCCUUCUUGGGAUUUUCUUCACUGCUCUCUUCUUCUUCAUGGAUUCAGGAACCUGGACAUCCUCCAUGUUUUUCCACAUGAUGACAGCAGUGCUGGGACUGGGGGUCCUCAUGCCUUGGCUUUACCAUCUGAUUCAAAGGAAUCCCUUGCUCUGGCUGCUCCAGUUUCUAGUUCAGACACAGACAAGAGUUUACCUCCUUGUGUACUGGACCCUGUUGGCUGCCUCUGCGUGCAUGGUGGUUCUUUACCAGAAUUCCAAGAGAUCAUCUGAAUCUAAAAAGCACCAAGCUUCAACCAUAACCAGAAAAUACUUCCAUUUCAUCGUGGUGGCUACUUACAUCCCUGGGCUAAUUUAUGACCACCAGCUUCUCUACAUUGCUGCAGUGCUGUGUCUGGUAGUGUUUAUCCUUUUAGAGUACAUACGAUACUUCAGGAUCAAGCCAUUUGGCCAAACACUCAGGCACUUGCUCACUCUCUUCUUGGAUGAACGAGAUAGUGGACCUCUGAUCUUGACUCACAUUUACCUACUUGUUGGGAUGUCCCUUCCAGUGUGGUUGUUCCCCAGCCCUUGUGCUCCGAAAGGUACCCUGCCUGGGGGAGGAGCAUUGGUUCCCUACUCUGGGGUACUGGCAGUAGGGGUGGGAGACACAAUAGCCUCAAUUUUUGGCAGUACAAUAGGGGAAAUCAAAUGGCCUGGGACAAAGAAGACGUUUGAAGGGACAAUGACUGCCAUCUUUGCUCAGAUCAUUGCUGUGGCUCUUAUUCUGAUCUUUGAUGGCAGAGUGAACCUGAACACCAGCUAUGCCUGGAUUUUGGGGUCCAUCAGCUUAGUUUCCCUUUUGGAAGCCUACACUACCCAAAUAGACAAUCUGCUCUUACCUCUCUACCUCCAGAUACUGCUCAUGGCUUAGAGACAUUGCCAGGAACAGAGACUUUCUUUCUAGCUAGGGGUGAUAAUGAGCCAUGCAUUCCUGUUGAGAGCCAGUUGAGCCAGUUUGGUACGAAAUGCCAUAUUUGGAACAGCGGGUAGAACAGCUAAUGACAAAAAGGAAAUAGUUCUUCAACUCUUAAUUUACAAUAAAAGAAAAGGCUUCUGUUUGUUUGUUGUUUAUUAUUUAAUAGCUAAAGCAGCACUAACUGUUGCAUCCUCUCAGAGGAGUAACAGGAAACCAUCCACGUGAUACUGUGAUUCGGAUAGCUGGUGAUGCUGAAUUAGAUAUACAGUCACAGUGAUUUUGUUUCCAGGUCUCUUCUGGAUGCACUGAAGCAGAAGGGGUGAGAAAGAUGAGUUCACUAGAAGGGAAAAGACGGGGUUAUUACAUUUUCCUGGUUUUGCUACCUUAGAAGUUUGAAAUAGACACGGUUCACCAGAUGUAUGUUGUGGUGUUGUAGCCAUAUUGGUCCCAGGAUGUUAGAGAGACAAGGUGAGUGAGGUAAUAUCAUUUACUGGACCAACUUCUGUUGGUGAGAGAGACAAGCUUUCGAGCUACACAGAGCUAUUCUUCUGGUGACCUCAACAAGAGCUCCUCGUAGCUCCAGAGCUUGUCUCUCUCACCAACAGAAGUUGGUCCAAUAAAUAUUACCUCACCCACCUUGUCUCUCUGUUCACCAGCGCAGGCUCCUACAAAGCUUGUGCACUGUAUUAGCUUGCCACUGGGUUAGGUCCUGGCAUCUUGUGUUAUUGCCCAUGUGAAUUCUGCCUCUUUCAAUAAAAGCAUGCUGUUGCAGUGAGGGUGUGCACCACCCGCAGGAUAGCAUCAAGUUGUAUGAGGACUGCCACGUCAUCUCUCGUUUCCUGUUACAAAAUUAGAACACCUCUGCCAACUAGAGUGAAAACAGCACUAAUGCUUAUUCUGUUUAAAAUAAUUUCAAAUACAGAGAAUGUCAAGCUUAGUUUAUUGGAGGAGCAUGGAUAGAUAGGCUUGCAGAGUGAAAACAAUAGCCAUUGUGGCUAAAAUUUUGAUUUAUUUGCCAGUUCUCUGGAACAGACCAAGUUCUACCUUUUUUCAUGCUCUCGAUCUCUUGAAAUUACAUUGAACAAAACUUGCUUUAUAUGUGAUUUAAAAAAAAAAAGAUACAUUAAAAAAUUAAUCUCCAUUAAAAAGUCUCAUUUCCAGAUACAAUUUAAAGAGAGAUUAGGUUGAAACUCAUUUAAAAUCCUUUCCUGUAUUACUUGUAACACAUUAGAUUAUUAAAACAAAGUAUUUUAACAAUCCAGUGUGCUUCUCUGCUACUCACACAGUUUGAUUUACUUCUUGCAUUUCUCUCAGCUUGAACAAAGAAAAUCACUGGUCAGUUUCACAGCUGUUUAUAGUAAGUAAUGUUCUGGUUUUCAUAAAUGUACUAGUACAGGCUGCAGUGUGUUGGUUUGUAAAUCAUUAGGAGGGUUGACGGGGUACAUUUAAAUCUGGACAAAUGGUUUUCAUUAAAAAUCAUCCAUGAAAGCAUUUCUAUUAAAAUGUAAAUUCAGGAGCAAAACUACCUGUUGCUGCCCCUUUAAUUAGGAUCAUAACUCAGUACAAUCGAAACAAUUCACUGUCUAUAGCCAAAACACUUUCCAUUUCUGUAUAUUUAAUCCUUUGAAACAUUUCUACUUCUAGGAAUCCUCUCUCAUUAGCAUGCAAAACUUCCAUUAGGACCAGAUUAAAAUGAUUUUUAUCCUGCCUCUUCCACCCUCCCAUGGAGUACCUGGUAGGGUAUUUGCUUGCAAGAAUUCUUGUCCAGGGAAGUUGAUUCUGGUCCCUACUACAGCAUCUUUGACAUUUCUGCUGUGUAAAAGGGCCACAGCACUUCCCUGGGGCACAACCCCAGCCCUGGGGCAAACUAGGCAUCUUAGCACCAUCCUGUGCAGCCCCAAGUUUGGGACUGGGAGUGCAUUGGUGUUAGCAGGACUGGCCAGAGAGCACUGUGUGCUCUGGUUAUUCUCUGCGGUAGAGUCAGACCACCUCCAACCAUUCUGGGAUGCACUGGCCCCUGGAACAACCGAGAGAGUAUCACAUUUGCCCACCCUCCUCCAACCCUCUUGGCCUUCUCUUUCUGGGCCAUUGCUCCUGAGACACACAUUACAGAAUCUGUCCUAGGACUUUAAGAACGGUCAGAAAAUGACUGUGAUUAACAGAGCAAUAGGCUGUGAGGCACUGCUCCAAGGGAACAGUCCUCGAGAGAUGGAUGGUGCAAGAGUGAAAAAGCCUUAGCUACCGCCCAUCUGGUGUUCUGUACUUGGUAACAGAGCAUUCAAGUGAAGGUUGAUAUAACACUAAAGCAAUAAAACAAAGCACCAGAACUGAAGGUUACUCUGUCCCCUGCUUAUUGACAUCAAAACAAGGUCUGAAAAAGGUAGGAAAGAUCAGACUUUUGUUUCUAAUAGAAGUCUUGGUGAAUCUGAGCAAGAUUACCACUGAUAUCCCUACCCAGCCUAUUCAUUCCUGCUACUGCAGUGAUUUCAAAUGCAUCAAAAAAUCCUGUUUGACCUACAGAACCUGUUUUAGCUGCUCAGUUUAAAACUGGCACUCUUGUUCCACAAGUCCCAGCCAUUACUUAACCACCCAGCAGUUUUUACCAUAAAUAAACUCAAUAAUUUAAUCUGUUUCUUCAUUCCAACGGGUGUUUGAGACAAAUAUCAGAGGUAGGCAUCAUACUUAGAAAAAAUAAUGUAGCAAUAAUGCUUGGAGCCGUGUGUUGCAGAAAUCUAUUUCUAACCUGCUUUAAUCUGAUACAGAGCCUGAGACAACAGGAUGUCUUGGGUCAUUUAGUCCAUUCCUCCUGCAACAAUGCAAAAUCAUCUGCACUAUUUUGUUUUCAUCUUGUCUAUGAACACCAUUGAGAGUGUCUGUUCUGUUGGCAGAUUAUUCUAUUCAAGUGACCUCUUAGAAACUAUCUAAAGUUCUUCUGUGUAUUUUCCCAAGUAUAUUAAAUAUCAGUACAGAGAUGUAUAUAUUUUGCAUAGAGACCCCAUAUAGUCAGGUACAGCUGUCGCCCCUCUUUUUUUUUUUUUUUUUUUUUUUUUUUUUUAAUGUAGAUGGCUUUCACCAACUGGAAAUGGUAAUGCUAGUGCUAUUUAAAAUAAGCAAAACAUCUAGUUUUCAUUUAAGAUAAAGGGUUAACAUUAAUUUCUAUAGAUGACUUUAAAACUUUUAAAUCAAGUUGAAAUGCUGAAGAUACUGCUGGGCUCUAUGCAUUAAUUUUAGCAAUAAAACCUGUGAUGUUAAGGGUUUAAACUGAUCCAGAAUAUAUGCUCUUGCAAUUUCUCUGAACACAAAAUUCACCCAUGGAGACUAAUUAUUAAUAAAAUUUACUAUUGCUACUCAA
Gopherus evgoodei (Goodes thornscrub tortoise) is the source of this 5357-nucleotide messenger RNA. RefSeq names its product dolichol kinase (gene DOLK). The record is from RefSeq and is a predicted model, not a curated record. The transcript is spliced from 2 exons. The coding region runs from base 371 to 1960 and encodes 529 amino acids. NCBI's taxonomy places the organism in Eukaryota, Metazoa, Chordata, Testudines, Testudinidae. Gene Ontology annotation, biological process: dolichyl monophosphate biosynthetic process. Gene Ontology annotation, cellular component: endoplasmic reticulum membrane. Gene Ontology annotation, molecular function: dolichol kinase activity.